GCCACUCUCCGCGGGCGGUCCGCAUCUCACUCCGCUGCCCAGCCAUGGUCGAGACGGAUGGUCGGCUGAGUGGCCGCGGCUCUGCGGCUCCCAGGGCCGUCGGGCUCCUCGCUCCUGUCCUGUGUGUCAGCGCCCUGCAGCUUGUCCUCACCAUUGGUUUCAUCUGUUACACCCAAAGCCAGUGGCUGCAGAAGAAUGUCAGUGGAAUCUCUGAAGAGUUCUUGCAGUGCCUGAGACUGAUUUCUGAUUUUAACAGUAGUGGCCCGAAUCUGUCAGAGGCAGAAAUGCAGAAGGUCUCCAAGUCUUGCUCCCAACCGCUGCAAGGACUGAAGCAACUUGUCAAGCAGGUGUUGCACCCUACUGCGGACAGAUCAAGACGCAAAGGGGAAUUAACAAGUCACACAAGAAAGAUUUCACAGAGGAUGGCACCGUAUGCCCACCUUACUAUAAAGAAACCUACAAAAAACUCCCCAGGUAUCAAGGCCAGUUUUCCUGGAUUAAAAGGCAAACUCAUAACAUCCUGGGAAGAGAAGGUGGGAGUUGCGCACCUGAGGGAGAUGGGCUACAGCCAAGGGUCCCUGAGAAUCAACCACCAUGGCUUGUACUAUGUUUACGCCCAGAUUUUGUUUCGGUAUCAUGCUGACCACCCCAUAAGUACCAGGGAGUACCAGCUGAUUCAGUACGUGUACAGGAAGAUAGCCAAGUACCCAAAGCCAACUCUCAUCCUGAGAGGUGCCAGCACUUGGUGCUCAGGUAACCAUAACUUGUAUUCGGUUUAUCAAGGUGGCGUGUUCAACCUGCACAAUGACGACGAAAUCUUUGUGACUGUCUCAAAUGUAUCAUUAGUCGAUAUCGACGAGGCAUCCAGCUACCUGGGAGCAUUCAAACUGGAUUAAGUGAAGUGAUAUUUUGGCAUCUUCAGGCUUUAAUCUUUGAAUGGUGUACAGCCAGCACUGUAAUGUUGGUAUUGUCAGCACUUUCUGAGCUGAAUUAUACCUUGCUUGAAUAUAGAAAUUAAACAGUGGCUUUUGUAUCAUUUAAGAGUAUCUAAUGAGAAUCACUCACCACUCAUUCACAGAAUUCAGUCCUGCGAAUAAUGAAUGAAUAGGUCAG
This is a messenger RNA of Pristis pectinata (smalltooth sawfish), 1113 nucleotides long. RefSeq names its product TNF superfamily member 11 (gene tnfsf11). Gene Ontology annotation, molecular function: tumor necrosis factor receptor binding. The record is from RefSeq and is a predicted model, not a curated record. The transcript has 5 exons. The coding region runs from base 45 to 896 and encodes 283 amino acids. Lineage: Eukaryota; Metazoa; Chordata; Chondrichthyes; Rhinopristiformes; Pristidae. Gene Ontology annotation, cellular component: membrane. Gene Ontology annotation, biological process: immune response.